Molecule: messenger RNA, 2133 nt
Organism: Patiria miniata (bat star)
Lineage: Eukaryota; Metazoa; Echinodermata; Asteroidea; Valvatida; Asterinidae
Gene: kat7
Product: histone acetyltransferase KAT7-like
Exons: 11
Coding region: 152-1951 (599 amino acids)
Biological process (GO): regulation of DNA-templated transcription
Cellular component (GO): nucleus
Molecular function (GO): histone acetyltransferase activity; zinc ion binding
Source: RefSeq, a predicted model, not a curated record
GCUAGAGGGCGCUAUUGGUACAGUAUUUUGCGCGCUGCCGCAUCCCAUCUUUCCGGCCAAAAAUACGUAGUGUUUUCGUCCUAAAAAAACCCCAAAGAAUCGACUUAUUAUUUGAUUGUUUAUCGUUAAGCCAGGAGUUAAUACAUUGAGAAUGGGAAGGAAAAAGUCAAGACAAGACAGCAGCUCUGGCUCCGAGUUCGUGUCGGAGGAGGAAUCAGAAAGCUCGGGUGAAGUCGAUACCUCCAGCACCGAUGAGGAGUCCAGCAACCGGCGCGUGACCAGGACCUCCACACGGCUCCAAACAAGAGCAACCAAUCAAGCACUGUUAGUACAACCUUUCCGGAGGUCCCCCCUGAAGGGACGCAAGAGAGGCUCCAGCGGUUCCAACUCGGCGGAAAGCUCAGACACGGACAGUAACACCAAGACCACGCCGGUCAAGCGCAAGCGCGGCCAUCCCCCAGCGAACAGCGGCACGUCGGACGGCGAGUCCAACGGUUCGACGGGCCCCUCCCACAGCCCCAAGAAGAGGGCCAAGAGGGAGGAGGAUAACCUCAGCAACUCGCUGGGCAAACCAGGUGUGGUCCUGAAUGCAGAGUUCGAAACCAGACAGCGCAAGAGCAAGCUGAUAGCUGUGGCACAGGUUCAACGGUCGCUGGAUAUCAUGGAGCUGAAGUGUCCGGUACCAGGCUGUGAUUCACUCGGUCACAUCACCGGGAAAUUCAGCAAGCACCGCACGGUCUCUGGCUGCCCCAUCUACCACAACAUGACCCUGGCAGAGUGCAAGGCACGGGCCGAGACCCGGGCUGACAAGGCCAAGCAAAAGGCUGAGGAGGAAGGCGAGGACCAAGAUCUUGCCGGCAAGAAUCUGCGCCAGUCGAAUCUGUCGCGGAUGAAGCAGCAGAAGAAAUACCAGGUUCUAGAGAUGAGAAGACAGCGUAAAGAGCUGAGCGCGGAGCAGCGAGAGAAGAACCGCAAUCACCGGGAGGAGUUCCACAAGAGCCGGGAGCCACUGCUGGAUGGGCUGACGUCGCAGUACGACAUGGACCUCUUCAGGCAGGCACAGAUCAGAGCAUCUGAAGAAAUGGAGCGGGAGUACAACAACGCACCUUACGACGGCGUCCUGAAAAAGAUUGACUUUGGUCGCUUUGAGCUGGGCACCUGGUACAGCUCCCCGUACCCGGAGGAGUACGCCCGCCUCCCCAGGCUCUACAUCUGCGAGUUCUGCCUCAAGUACAUGAAGAGCUCCACGAUUCUACGCCGGCACACGGCCAAGUGCAUAUGGAGGCAUCCGCCGGGCGACGAGAUCUACAGGAAAUGCAACAUCUCCUUCUUUGAAGUGGACGGGAAGAAAAACAAGAUCUACUGCCAGAACCUGUGUCUCCUUGCCAAGUUGUUUCUGGACCACAAGACCCUGUACUACGACGUGGAGCCGUUCCUGUUCUACAUCAUGACUCUCAACGAUUCCACAGGGUGCCAUAUAGUUGGCUACUUCUCUAAGGAGAAGAAUUCCUUCCUGAAUUACAACGUCUCUUGCAUCCUGACUUUGCCACAGUUUAUGCGACAGGGUCACGGCAAAAUGAUCAUAGACUUCAGCUACUUACUGUCCAAGCGAGAGGAGAAGAUUGGCUCACCAGAGAAGCCUCUCUCUGACCUGGGGCUGAUCAGCUACCGGAGCUACUGGAAGGACGUGGUGCUCAAAUACCUGAGCAAAUUUGACGGCCGGGAACUCUCUAUCAAAGAUAUCAGCCAGGAGACGGCCAUCAACCCCUACGACAUCGUCAGCACCCUGCAGUCCCUCAGCAUGCUCAAGUACUGGAAGGGCAAGCACCUGGUCCUCAAGCGCCAGGACCUCAUUGAUCAGUACCUCAGCAAAACCUCCAAGAAGAACAGCCUCAAGACCAUUGACCCCCUGUACCUGAAAUGGACUCCCCCGGUGGGUGAUACAAUCUGAGAGGUUUUUGUACACAAGUAGCAGGCGUCAGGGUCAGUACAUUAUCUCAACUAGGGAUGAUCAGUGACAGGUCAAAAGUUUCAACAGGUGAUAAAAAGUGUCAACAAAAGUUCACAUUGGUAACUGUGAGGUUUAAAGAGGUGGUGGAAUGCUCGAAGACAUUUCCGUCAUUUCCGUAUAUA